Messenger RNA from Brettanomyces nanus, 1803 nucleotides. RefSeq lists its product as uncharacterized. Bases 1 to 1803 code for a protein of 600 amino acids. Gene Ontology annotation, cellular component: NuA4 histone acetyltransferase complex; Swr1 complex. Lineage: Eukaryota; Fungi; Ascomycota; Pichiomycetes; Pichiales; Pichiaceae. Gene Ontology annotation, molecular function: transcription corepressor activity. Gene Ontology annotation, biological process: DNA repair; negative regulation of transcription by RNA polymerase II; chromatin remodeling. The record is from RefSeq and is a predicted model, not a curated record. The transcript has a single exon.
AUGGCUUCUGAUAUCUUAGAUGUGCUCAAUAUUAGUGAGGAGACUCGUGUGCAGGGAAAAGAGCUCAAACAGCAGCAAAAGCAUGAGCGGGAAGAAACGGUGGAGGCAAACAAUAAAAAGCGCAAGAUGAACAGGGAAUUGUUCAACUUGAUUGGACCAAACUUGCCACCGGUGGCACUACACAAACAGUCAGUCAAAUUCAAGGAUAAACUGAGCUCGCAGGAACUUACACACUGGAGUUGGAGAUCGUUUAAGAAUGGUGCAAGAGGUAAAGAUAAAUUAGUGCUACACCAUUGGAUUAAGAGUAAGGUUAAGACGACAGAAGAAGAUACUGUGAAGGAUGAUGAUGAUUUAGAGGAGAACUAUCAGUUUGAAAAAUAUAAUACAGAACUUGAUAUUCCAGAUUUCACUGAGGAAUACUAUAACGAGCAUUUGAAAGAUUUGGAUGGCAACUGGAGCUAUAAUGAGACUAGGUAUUUGUUUGACAUUGCAAAGAGUUAUGAUUUAAGAUGGGCGGUUAUUGGUGAUAACUAUGAAUUUGUGAAGGAAAUACCUGAAAACAAGGAGGAGAAGGAAGAGAGAGAAAACGGAGGCUCUGAUGCGAACCAAGAGAUUGAUAAGGAUACAAAUGAAGAGGCUAUUAAGGAUAAAAUAGAGGAAAAUGAUGAUGAGGCAGUUGCAAAACCAGGGCCUACGGAAGAAAGCUCUCUAGAAGAUGCGGAUGGUAGUGAAAAUGAAAAUGCGAAAGGUGAAAGUGAAGUUGCAGAAAAGCAGGAUCAAGAUGAUGAUAAAGCAGACGACGGAAAAGAAAAUGCAGCUAAGAUUACUGAAGAAGUUAGUGAGAGCACAAAGGCAUCUGAGUCUCCCAAAAAUGAAACACAAAAAGAGGCUAGUGAAGCGCUGGGCCAGAAGAAAGAUACAUCUAGUAGUGAAGGACGAACUCUCGAGGACCUCAAAGAUCGGCUUUAUAAGGUAUCAGCAGUAAUCUUAGAAAGCCAGUCAGACGCUGCUAAGGAUGCUACGUUGAUCAGAAAUCUCAAGGCAUUUGAUAAGAACAAAGAGAUGGAAAGAAGAAGUUACUUGACACAUUUACUAGAAAGAGCACCUACAGAAAUAGCAGAAGAAGAGUCAUUGGUGAUAGAGGCACGUAAACUUGAGUUGGCCGCUAAGAAGAUGCUGACCGAAAGGGCCCAAUUACUUCAGUUAUUGGACUCUCCUCAAGCUUCAGCAUCCGUACAGAAAUACAUGACUUCUGCCGGGUUGACACAACUAUACAACUCGUUGAUGAACGCAGACAAAUCGAAGAAACGAAAGCCGGAAGCUCCAGUGGCUCCUCAAUUAGGGCCCAAUGCUCUUCCGCAUACUCAGCUUUUACAGGCACGUCAGCAGCAGGCCAAUCACGGUGCUCUGUUGAAAACUAAAAAGAAACAUCGUUCUAAUUCCCCCACGUCACGUUUAGAUAAUAACGGAGGAAACAAUGAGAUUCAAGAGCUCUUACAAUCCAGGCUUACACCUGAACAGAUGGAAGUGUACGGCAUAACAGUUCAUGAGGAAAAAAUUCAACCAGGUGUUGUUAUUCGCUCACAAAAGCUUCCAAGCUUCAAGCCUGCGGUACAGAGCAAGAUUAACGAGACUUUGAACGAGAUGGGAAUUGCCGUACGUCCUGUUAUGCCUACUGCUAAAGUUUGUUCACGUUUUGACCGUUUGCUUCGUAGCAUCGCUUCCCUGAUUGACCUCAAGAAGCAGAGCGACAAUCUCGAAACGGAGAUUGGUCUCAUUAAGAGACAGAAGAAUAUAAAUUGA